AUGGAUCUGGGACCAGAUGUUAGCCGUAAAGGAGGCGGAGUAGAGGGGAGCAGCAAGCCCACCUACGGCUGUCAGGUGACCAUCCAAGAGCAGGCCCUGCUGACAGCACGGUGGUCUCCAGUGCUGAGCAGAGAGAGGGUGUACAAACGCGUCCGCUACCCCAACGUCUAUGACUGCUACGCCGAGGCCACCAAGACCUCCGCCUUCGUAGGGGGAGCCAAGCUGAUGUUACCCGAGGGGAUAAAGAGAGAGAAUAAUAAGAUGUAUGAAGAGGUGGAGAUUCCUCCUAGUGAUCCCAUGUCCAUCGGCUUUGAGGAGAAACCCAUCUACAUGUGA
Messenger RNA from Oncorhynchus mykiss (rainbow trout), 336 nucleotides. NCBI's taxonomy places the organism in Eukaryota, Metazoa, Chordata, Actinopteri, Salmoniformes, Salmonidae. The record is from RefSeq and is a predicted model, not a curated record.